AUGGAGGGCACCGCAACCUGGUCAACUCUAAGACAAGGUCCGGCACAACUCGUAGCGCCGCGUGGGAAAGAUGAGGACGGCGAGGAAGCAGACGGCGAGCAGGAGGCUGAUGGCAAGCAAGAACAGGAAGACGAGGAAGAGGAAGACAAGGAGGAGAAACGUGCCGACAGCCAAGAAGCCGAAAGCGACUCAGAUGCCGAAGGCCAGGCUGACGUAUCUUCUGAAAGCGAGUCCGACGCAGCGCAGCCCGGACAACAAGCAGACUCGAGCGAUUCAGAACAAGAGCAACCCCCUUCCACAAUCACCAAGCCACCUCCGGCGGCAACACCAGCACCUCCGGCCGCCUCGUCUCUACCACCCGCAGCUCAAGAAUCCCCCCUACCGGAAGCACCGGCCAUCCUGAACCCAUCACGCCCUUCAAGCCUCCUGGAGAGCCUUCCACCUGCAAGAGGCUUCAUCACACUCGUACCGGGAGCCCCUCCACCUUCAGUCCCCCGGCCAUCUUCCCCCAAGAGACGUCGGCGAGACAGUCUCAACCACCGCCUGCUGCAGCGACGUCGAGCCGCCCCCCCGUCGCCGAACCUCAAAACCCUCCCCCGCCAGCCAGACUUCCGCACCUCCGCCGCCUUCUUUAGUGCAAUCAUCGACACCGCUAGCCGCCGAGACUCCUUCAACAAAUCUACCUCCUCCCGCCCUGAGGGGACAGACCGUGGUUUCGCUAUUGGGAUCUCCUUCGCCGUCGUUGCUAUAAUCGCGCUCCUCAUCGGAGCAGUAAUAUUCGGCGUCAAACGCUACAAGAGGAAGAAGAAGGUCACUGCUGUGGCAACGAACAUGAACCAGAACACCGGUGGCGGCAACGCCUUCUUCCCACGAGAGUCGGCCAUCCUCAGGCAACCCAAGCGCAGUACGCGCGAAGUGGAGCAGGCCAUCGUCGCUACAUACAGGCAAACCAAGAUUGCGAACCGCACGACGAGGGAGAUGGAGGAGCAGAUGGACGGACAGGAACACGAUGCGCUCACUGCCCAACCCGCCUCCCGCUGCGACGAGAAUGCCAACACCGCCUCCCGUUGCGACCAGGACGCCGAAGCCGCCUGUCCCGGCUUACAAUGA
Messenger RNA from Colletotrichum spaethianum, 1110 nucleotides. RefSeq lists its product as uncharacterized. The transcript has 5 exons. Bases 1 to 1110 code for a protein of 369 amino acids. The record is from RefSeq and is a predicted model, not a curated record. NCBI's taxonomy places the organism in Eukaryota, Fungi, Ascomycota, Sordariomycetes, Glomerellales, Glomerellaceae.